UUCAAGUAGUGCUCGAGAAUUUUUAGAAAAAAAAUUAAAAAAAAUGUGUCCAAAUAGUGGAAAUACUAGUGGUACUGAUUGUAAUUGUAUGAAUACCACGACAUCACAAAAUAGUGGUGGUACCGAAAUGCCAAAAUGUUUAGAUGACGUUACACAAAGUGAGUAUAAAAAGCAGUGCGAGUGUACGUCACCGGCCAAACCCGUGGCGGCAAAGCCAGUGGAUACCAAGUCAGUGGAUUCGGCACCAGCUAGUACGUCACAACAGGACGCGUCACAAUCACAAACACAAACGUCACAUAAUGGGACACAAACGACACAAGUAUCCGCCAAUACACCAGGACAAACAACAUCCUCAACUGGUGGUGGUGUAAAUGAUCCACCUGGUGAACCUAGUGGUAACCAAGGUGGUAAUAACCAAACUGAUCCAGGUAGUACUGUUUCUAAUGGUUCUGCGAGUGGUACAUCUGGUCCUACAACUCCUGUUAGUCUUGGUGGUACUGGGACUAGUAGCAACGGCCAAACUAAUGGACAAAUUCCUGGUAGUUCCCCUUCUCCUGCUUCUUCUGGUAGUCAUAACCCUGAUGCUAGUGGUCCUCCUACGGCUCCUGGUGUUCAUCCUGCUACUCCAGAUUUAUUUAAAGAUUUGGAUACAUGUCUAUUAAAUGAAAAAGAUACAUGUAACAAAUAUAAGACGAGUUCUUGUCGAAAAAAAAACUUUAGUAAGGAUUUAGAGUUUUGGAAUAAAAAUUUUCUAAAAGAUUCUACAAUUAUAAAUUCUGGAGUAUUAGUUCCUCCAAGACGAACAAAAAUAUGUUUUACAAACAUAAAUACGUGGAAAAAACAUACUCGUAUAAGAACUCAAGAUGAUUUCACAAAACUUCUUCUCGACGCUGCAUCAACUGAAGCAAAAUUAUUAAGCGAAUAUUAUAACCCAGAUAAUAAAAAGGUUCUUCAAGCAAUGAAAUAUAGUUUUGCCGAUUUAGGUGAUAUGGUAAAAGGUGAUGAUAUGCUAGAAGAUCUUCGUACAAGAAACGUUAAAGAAAUAUUCGAAAAAAUAUGCCAAAAUGACAAUCAGUGUAAAAUCAGCAAUACAAAGGAUGAAGAAAUAAAAAAAAAACGUAAAACUUGGUGGGAUAAUAAUAAAAAAAAAGUCUGGAAUGUUAUGAUGUGUCAUUAUAAGGGAGAUGAAAAGAGCAAGCAUUGUGACGACUACAAAGAAAUUGAUAACGAAGAUCAAUUUUUGAGAUGGAUGACGGAAUGGUCACGACAGUUUUGUGAAGAAAAAAUAACCAAAACCUCAACUUUACAAAAAUUGUGUUUAGAGAAAAAUAAAAACAUACAUAACUCACAAAUUAUAAAUAAACCAUCUGAUCAUAAUUGUAUAAGUUGGUACAAUACAUAUAAAGAUUGGCUUCGUAGUAAAAAAGAACAGUGGAAAGCAUGGGAAGAAAAAUACAAAAAAUACAAAGAAAAAGAAAAAGAAAAUGUAAAGGAUAGCACACAAAGUGUUUCUUCCCCACCUGGAACAUCAUCACAAAAAGGUGCUGAAGAUUAUAUAACAAGCAAAUGUGAACAAUGUAAAUGUAACAUUAAUAAUUUGGAUAAGAUGUAUGAACAACUAGAUAAACCCAAUAUAGACUCAAUUAAAAAAAUCGUUAAAGAAGUUCAUGAGGAUAUACCUGAACUAAAACCCCGAAACCUAGAUGAGGAUAUUAAAUCUAUGAAUGAUUUUCUUCAAAAUGUUACAACGCUCGCACAAACUAUUGAGGAAAAAAUAAAUCCAGAAGCAAGCAAAUUAAACCAAAAUAAAAACCAAUCAAACAAUUCUCAAGGUUCUGGUAUUCUUACUGAUUUGUGGAAAGCAAUAAAAGAUGCAGUUUUACCUCGUGUGGCUGAUACUGUACUACUGGGGACUUAUGAAACAAUGGAAGCUAUUGAUGCUGCUACAUCUGUAAUUCCUACUGCUGCAGAAGCUGGAUUUAAAGCUGGAAUAGUUGCUUUAGAAAAAAUAAAAACCAUGCUUGAUGCUACUAAACCAAAAAUAGCCAAAUUAGUAGAUCCAAAAACGCCUGGAAUAAAUCCCGAAACUGUGGUAACAUCCACUGUUCCUGUUGGAAUAAGUGUUGCCUUAGGAUCGAUCGCUCUAUUAUAUUACAUAAAGAACAAGCCCAAAAUUCCAACUACGAAACUUUUUCGUGUUAUUGAUAUCCCUCAAAACGAUUAUGGUAUACCAACAAAAAUAUCGACGAAUAGGUAUGUUCCCUAUAGUCGUUAUAAAGGCAAAACAUACAUAUAUGUUGAAGGAGACGAACCAGAUGAUUAUAUUGGUGAUAUAUCUUCUUCUGAUAUUACUUCGUCAUCAGAAACUGAAGUGGAAGAGAUGGAUAUUAAUGAUAUAUAUAAACCACUAGAUCCUAAAUACAAAACUUUGAUCGAAGUGGUACUAAAACCAAGUAGGAAAACAACACAUGAUGUACAGGAUGAUACAUAUAUGUAUCAAAAGCAUAACAACAACAAACUUACAGAUAAUGAAUGGAAUCAACUGAAAGAGAAUUUUAUUUCACAAAAUUUAGAAAACAUACAAAAGGAUUUACAUAAUGAAAAUAUCAUUGAUGAUAAUAUGUAUAAGGAUACAUACCUUAAUAAUGUGGAUAAUAGGUUUGGAGAAAAACCUUUUAUUACAUCUAUUCAAGAUAGAUUUCUUAAUAGUAAUCGUGAAGAUGUUACUUAUAAUAUUGAUUGGAACGUUCCCGAAAAUAUUAAUAGUACUACCAAUAUCAUGAAUAAUCCAAAAUAUGUUUCAAAUGAUCAAUAUACUGGAAGUGAUUUAAUUAAUGAUUCUUUAAAUAGUGAUCAACAUAUUGAUAUAUAUGAUGAGUUACUCAAAAGGAAAGAAAACGAAAUGUUUGGAACAAAACAUACAAAAACUUUAAGUAGAACAAAUAGUGUUGCAACAAAAAAACACAAUGAUUCGUUAAAAAGUCCAAAUACAUUUAUGUAG
Plasmodium gaboni is the source of this 3001-nucleotide messenger RNA. RefSeq names its product putative EMP1-like protein. The transcript has 2 exons. The record is from RefSeq and is a predicted model, not a curated record. Gene Ontology annotation, molecular function: host cell surface receptor binding. Gene Ontology annotation, cellular component: membrane. The annotation marks the transcript as partial. Lineage: Eukaryota; Apicomplexa; Aconoidasida; Haemosporida; Plasmodiidae.